GGUGGAGUUGAUGGAGGGGAUGGAGUGAGGGGGUGAUUGUUGUGAGGGUGUUUGUGGGUCGUAAGGGGUGGGGAUGGGAGGAAGCGACCGGUUUGGCUGUCGUGGACACGACUGUGCGACUGCGAUUGCUUCGACAUCAUCAUUGCCAUCAGCGUCAUUAACUGCCAUUCCAAGAACAUGGCGGCUAUGGUAAUGGCUGCACUGUUCGUCUCUGCACGUACGGCUGUCUCACAUACCGGCGCAACCACUGCCGCACUGCUGAGUGUGCGUUACUCAUACAUACUCAGCCAUGACCUCGUUGUUCCAUUCGCAAACCCAACGCCAAAGCCGCACCCGUCCUAAACGUCGACGUGGACGACGACAACGGCAUCCGAAGUCGCUCACACUCAAUAUGGCAGAGUCAACGUACGUACGCAGGUACUUUCGUCGCCUGCUAGCGUAAAGGCAGGAAAAGGACUUGCUCUACACGAUCGGAUCUCGAUGACCAGCAAGGAGAGGCCAGACGGCAGCUCGAGACUUUCCGUCGCCACUAACACCAUCACCACUCGCGCGGUCACACAGACCCAACGCCCUUCGCUACUGCUCCCUAGCGGUGCGGUUCUCCUCAGCUCCACCUCCGCCUCAACCUCCAUAUACCCCGCUCCUGCGGAUGGUUACUCCCACUCAUACGGGUAUAUUCACCCUCUGUCAUUCUGCUCAAAUCCCCCGUCGACUACGGAAACGGCGUAACUCGCCACCACUGCUACACUUCCUGCAUCGUCAAUGCACCAAGCUGCCUACGAGGGCGCAGAGGCCACUUCGGAAAAUUUUAGUUCACGGGCCACUUGUGGGCCUGCCCACACAGAAAACAGAACCAGAAUGAUGGCGCUG
Molecule: messenger RNA, 870 nt
Organism: Baudoinia panamericana UAMH 10762
Lineage: Eukaryota; Fungi; Ascomycota; Dothideomycetes; Mycosphaerellales; Teratosphaeriaceae
Exons: 1
Coding region: 481-729 (82 amino acids)
Source: RefSeq, a predicted model, not a curated record